Messenger RNA from Vollenhovia emeryi, 1071 nucleotides. RefSeq lists its product as uncharacterized. The record is from RefSeq and is a predicted model, not a curated record. The transcript is spliced from 3 exons. Gene Ontology annotation, biological process: DNA integration. Lineage: Eukaryota; Metazoa; Arthropoda; Insecta; Hymenoptera; Formicidae. Gene Ontology annotation, molecular function: nucleic acid binding. Bases 1 to 1071 code for a protein of 356 amino acids.
AUGAACGAACAGGAGGUUAAGAUCAUGCAAUCAGAGGAAAAAGGCAAAUUGCAAGCCUUGAUCACACGAGAAGGAAGUGAAUCACUCAGACCUUCGAAGCGGAAUUUGGAACCGUUAUGGGUAGGCGAGAUAUAUUCGUCACGGUUAGAGCUGAUCAAACAUGUUCAGCGACACGCAUUCGCUCAAGAAAUACGGGACAUAUCCGAUGGGGGUCAAAUAAAAUCAAGCAGCGUAUUGGCGAGUCUGAGCCCAUUUAUCGACCAGAGCGGGGUCCUCAGGGUGGGCGGUAGAUUACAGAAGUCAUUAUUAGAGUACGAAAACAGGCAUCCCAUUUUGUUGCCUGCCAAAUGUCGGUUCACGGUUUGUCUAUUCGAACGGGAACAUAGUCGCAUGCUCCACGCAGGCCCGCAAGCAUUGCUUUUUUCCAUUCGAGGAACAUAUUGGCCAUUGAACGGUCGCAAUAUUGCUCGAAAGGUAGUUCGGGGAUGCACGACGUGUUUUCGUAAUAAUCCUAAACCACUGACACAGAUCAUGGGAUCAUUGCCGUUGGAUAGGACAGGCUGUCGACGAGUUUUUUCUGUAGUGGGUAUCGAUUAUGCAGGGCCGAUUAUCACCGCGAUGAGUAAAGAUAGAGGACGAAAGACCAACAAGUCUUAUAUCGCCUUAUUCAUAUAUUUUUCUACAAAGGCAAUCCAUUUAGAAGCCGUUAGUCAAUUAUCAUCGGAUGCGUUUAUCGCGGCGUUGCGUCGUCUUGCUGGGAGACGCGGAUGCCCGCGAAAGAUCUAUAGCGACAAUGCGACCAACUUUCCCGUAAACGAAUAUUGCUCGUUAAACGAGAUUCAAUGGAGCUUGAUUCCACCUCAUGCGCUUCACAUGGGUGGUCUAUGGGAGGCUGGCAUCAAGUCCUGUAAAUAUUUAAAGCGAGUAAUUGGGGAGACUGUGCUCACAUUCGAGGAGCUCAGCACGGUUCUGGUUCAAAUUGAGGCAUGUCUAAAUUCUAGACCGCUGUGCCAAUUUCCAUCGAGCCCAAAUGAUUUGCAACCACUGACUCUGGCACAUUUUUUAAUAUGA